Molecule: messenger RNA, 1735 nt
Organism: Syzygium oleosum
Lineage: Eukaryota; Viridiplantae; Streptophyta; Magnoliopsida; Myrtales; Myrtaceae
Product: glucan endo-1,3-beta-glucosidase 11-like
Exons: 4
Coding region: 1-1242 (413 amino acids)
Biological process (GO): carbohydrate metabolic process
Cellular component (GO): plasma membrane
Molecular function (GO): hydrolase activity, hydrolyzing O-glycosyl compounds
Source: RefSeq, a predicted model, not a curated record
AUGACCUCCUCCGCAUUACCUCCGUCGAACCUCGCUCUCCAUCUCCUCCUCCUCCUCGUUUCCGGCCUCGCGUCCCCGUCGGCGAUGGCGGCUCCGAUCGGCGUCAACUACGGCCAGAUCGCCAACAACCUGCCGGCGCCGGACCACGCGGUGGCGCUGGUGAAGUCGAUCGGGGCGACCCGGGUCAAGCUCUACGACGCGGACCAGCGCGUCCUCUGCGCCUUCGCCCGGACCGGCGUCGAGUUCACGGUCGGCCUGGGCAACGAGUUCUUGGCCCAGAUGAGGGACCCCAAGAACGCUCUCUCCUGGGUCAAGACCAACGUCCACUCCUUCCUCCCCGACACCAACAUCACCACCAUCGCUGUCGGCAACGAGGUCCUCACCUCCAACGACACCUCCCUCAGGGACCUCCUCAUGCCGGCAAUGCGGAACGUCCACGACGCGCUCGCGAGCCUCGGCCUCGACAAGCAGGUCACCGUGACCACGGCCCACUCGCUGGCCAUCCUCGACACCUCCUACCCGCCGUCGACGGGAAAAUUCCGGCGAGAUCUCGUGAGCCGCGUGAGCCAGGUCCUGGACUUCCACUGCCGGACCGGGUCGUCGUUCCUGAUCAAUGCCUACCCGUACUUCGCGUACAAGGCGAACCCGAAGCAGGUCCCGCUCGACUUCGUCCUCUUCCAGUCGUCGCAGGGGAUCACCGAUCCCUCCACGGGGCUCCGCUACGAGAACAUGCUGUUCGCGCAGCUCGACGCGGUCCACUCGGCGCUCGCCGCCGUCGGGUACGCCAACAUGACGGUGCACGUGUCGGAGACGGGGUGGCCAUCGAGGGGCGACGACGAUGAGCUUGGGGCGACGCCGGAGAACGCGAAGAAGUACAAUGGGAAUCUGAUGAGGAUCGUGAAGCAGAAGAAGGGGACGCCGAUGAGGCCGAAUUGUGACCUCAACAUAUAUGUGUUCGCGCUGUUCAAUGAGAACAUGAAGCCCGGCCCCAUGUCGGAGAGGAACUACGGGCUGUUCAAGCCGGACGGGACGCCGUCGUACAUGCUCGGCGGCGGCGGCGGCGGCGGCGGGGUGAGCAAUGCGACGAGCUCUGGAGGGUCCAGUGGGGGCGGGAGCGCUUCCGACGGGUCGCCACCGGCACCGAUUGGUUACCUCUCCGUUUCCUCCGGCGCGAAUGAACUCAAAUCAGUAGGUGCGGCAUGUCUCACUUUGGCUCUGUUCCUGAUAAAGCUCGUCUUUUGAGGUUUGAAACCAUCUGAUUGUGAUCAAGAAUCAACGAAGUGGGUUAUCUAAAAAAGAAGGUGAAAGACUUUUGGUUUCUCUUUUGCUUGUAAAUCAGCUCCCCAGAAUUCAUGGGCAAAAGUGCAUCUCCAUCAUAUCUUCCCCGUCGAGUCCUACCCAAGCACAAGUUGCAGAGAGAGAGAGAGAGAGAGAUUGAUUGCUUUCGAGACCAUCACUUGCUAUUAUUGGUACUGCACUUGGGUCCAUAUUAUCAGAGAAAUUGCAGAGAGACAGAGACGCAGAGAGAGAGUAGGGACAUCGAGUGGGUGGGAUAUGUGUAAAUGUGAAAUGAAUGGUAGCUUUUUUUUGUUUGGCUGGCGAUGAUCUGUAAUUGUUUGGCACUUCUUUUUGGCGUUUUUGGGCAGGGUGGUGGGGGUGAGAUUGUGCAGUGUAGUGUCUGCAAUAAUUCCUAGAUGCCAAUGUACUGCUAUUAUAUUGCUAUUUUAUUCCGAUA